CGCGUUUUGCGCAUGCCUCAUUUCGUCUGCUGCCUCUAGGACUCCGUCUUCCCUGGUUUUAUUCAACUCCUGAGUUGGUUGGGUAGCAGAGUCUUCGUACUCUUCUGUGGUCAAUGCGACACGGCUGGGGAUUGACCAGUGAACCCUGAAAGGCUGGGCAAGGAACGAGGGGCCCCGAGAGCGGUCAGCGGCCGGUAUCUGGCGGUAGUAAGGAACCUUAUGGACCCCGUGGCGAGACCCUGGGACUGCGGGGUCUUUGUCAGGAUGUGAGGCCCCGUCACUACAGAUUCAGUGGCGCGCUUGUUGAAGUUGUGUGUGGGGCCGCGAAAGGAGGAGGUGUGCACAGGAGGAAGUUUACUAGGAGCUCCUGGAGAGGGGGCGAUGCUGCAGGGAGAGCCUGCGUGAGAGCUAAGGGUUCUUCCAACGCCUUGCGUGGGAGUUUGGACUCGUUAGUCACUACGGAUUUCUUAUCAACUUGGUUUAGCUGUGUCUUCAGAGUUGUCUACAUCUUUCCAAGAACAGCACAAGAUGAACAAGGUUGAACAGAAAUUCCAGGAGUUAGUGUCAUUUAACGACGUGACUGUGGGCUUUACCCAGGAAGAAUGGCAGCACCUGGACCCUAGCCAGAGGUCCCUGUAUAGAGAGGUGAUGCUGGAGAACUACAGUCACCUUGUCUCUGUGGGGUAUUGUGUGACCAAGCCAGAGGUGAUCUUCAGGCUAGAGCAAGGAGAGGAACCAUGGAUAUCGGAGGCAGAAUUCCCAAGCCAGAGCUUCCCAGAACUUUGGAAAGCUGAUUAUCUGAAGGAGCAGAGCCAAGAAGAUUUGUGGAAAGUUGUAUUCAUCAGUAACAAAAUGCUGAUGAAGGAACAAGGUAAUAUAAUAGGAAGGCCAUUUGACUUGGACAUAGAUUCUUUUCCUUCCAAGAAAAUACUCUGUCAGUGUGACUCAGAAGGAAGAAGUUUCAACAAUAUUUCCAAAUUGAUUAUUAGUAGGAAAAAGUACUUAAGAAAAAAGCCUGAUGAACUUAAUGCCUGUGGGAAAUUGCUACUCAAAAUUAAACAUGAGAAAACUCAUACUAGAGAGAAAAUUGAAUUUUUUAGAAAUAGGAGUACUUUCAGCCAUUACAAGGGAGAGAAGAUUCAAACCUUAGAGCAAACUUCUGAGUAUAAUAUAUAUCAGGAAACCUUCCUUGAAAAGACAAUAUUCAACACAUACAAGAGAGAGAACAUGGAAGAGAAUUACUGUGAAUAUAGUGAAUAUGGGAGAAUUUUUUGUGGUAAUUCAUCUCUCUUGUUCCCUCACAUAUCUACUUCAAAGGAGAAUCACUAUGGAUUUAGUGAUUAUGAGAAAUCCUGUAGGAAGCUAACCUCUUUCAAAUAUGAUGGGCUACCUGUAAAACACUGUGAUGAAUAUAAUCAAAAUGGGAAUAACUUCAGGAGGAAAUUAUGUCUCUCACAACUUCAGAAAACUGAUAAAGGAGAGAAAGACUUUGAAUGUAAUGAAUGUGGGAAAGCAUUUUGGGAGAAGUCACACCUCACUCGACAUCGGAGGGUACAUACAGAAGACAAACACUUUCAGUGUAAUGAAUGUGGAAAAACUUUCUGGGAAAAAUCAAACCUCACUAAACAUCAGAGAUCUCACACUGGAGAGAAACCCUAUGAAUGCAAUGAAUGUGGGAAAGCCUUUAGUCACAAAUCGGCCCUCACACUACACCAGAGAACGCAUACAGGGGAAAAACCCUAUCAGUGUACUGCAUGUGGGAAGACUUUUUACCAGAAGUCAGACCUCACUAAACAUCAGAGAACACAUACGGGGCUGAAACCUUAUGAAUGUUAUGAAUGUGGGAAGUCCUUUUGUAUGAAUUCACAUCUUAUAGUACAUCAAAGAACUCACACAGGCGAGAAACCCUUUGAAUGCCUGGAAUGUGGGAAAUCCUUUUGUCAAAAGUCACAUCUUACUCAACAUCAGAGAACGCAUAUAGGGGAUAAACCCUAUGCAUGUAAUGCUUGUGGGAAAACUUUCUAUCAUAAAUCAGUACUUACGAGGCAUCAGAUAAUUCAUACAGGAUUGAAACCUUUUGAAUGUUAUGAAUGUGGGAAAAACUUCUGCUUAAAGUCAGACCUCACAGUACAUCAGAGAACUCACACAGGAGAGAAACCCUUUGCAUGUCCUGAAUGUGGCAAAUUCUUCAGCCAUAAGUCAACCCUUUCUCAACAUUAUAGAAUACAUACGGGAGAGAAACCGUAUGAAUGUCAUGAAUGUGGGAAAAUUUUUUACAAUAAAUCAUACCUAACUAAACAUAAUAGAACACAUACAGGGGAGAAACCCUAUGAAUGCAGUGAAUGUGGAAAAACGUUUUGCCAGAAGUCACAGCUCACUCAGCAUCAGAGAAUUCACUUAGGGGAGAAGCCCUAUAAAUGUACUGCAUGUGGGAAAGCUUUCUGCCAUAAGUCAGCUCUAAUUGUACACCAGAGAACCCAUACAGAAGAAAAGCCCUAUAAAUGUAAUGAAUGUGGGAAGUCUUUCUGCGUGAAGUCAGGACUUAUUUUACAUCAAAGAAAACACACAGGAGAGAAGCCCUAUGAAUGUAAUGAAUGUGGGAAAUCCUUUAGUCACAAAUCAUCCCUUACAGUACAUCACAGGGCUCAUACAGGGGAGAAAUCUUGUCAGUGUAAUGAAUGUGGAAAAAUAUUUUAUCGUAAAUCAGACCUUGCUAAACAUCAGAGAUCACAUACUGGGGAGAAGCCCUAUGAAUGUAAGGUAUGUGGGAAAACCUUCUCUCAAAAGUCAAACCUCAUUGUACAUCAGAGGACACACACAGGAGAAAAAUCUUAUGAGAUAAAAUAAAUAUUUGAAAUAUUUAGCCACAAAUCAGUUGACAAUACAAAAUAUCAAAACUGCAAAAAGCUCUGUUGACAUCCUAAAUUAUAGUAACCUUUAUCCACAAAUUGGCUUUACUUUAUUCCAGAGUAAUGAUGGAGGAUAAAUUCAACAAAUUUAGGAUGGCCUUUGUUAAGAAAUGACAUCCUAAGGUAAUGCUUAUACAAAAACUCAUAGAUUCUUUUGAAUUUUGAAAAAUUUUUAGGUAAAAUACAAACUAAAUUAUGUCAGAAUUUAUAUUGAGAAAUUUAUGAAUCUGAAAAAUAAAAUGAAAUUUUACUUAGAAGUAACAUAGUACUACAAGUUGUAUUUUGAGUUUGAUACCUUAAUUGUCUUUAGAAAAGUAAUUUAUGCCUAUAUGUUGCAGAAUAUAAAACUUUAAAAAGCAUAUUUUAAGUACUAAAAAAUGUAUAUUCACAAGAAGAUUCAGUAAGAGUAUAGAGAGAAUUCCUUUGUGCUUUUAAUCAGCCUUACUGUAAUGAUGAUAUGUUAUAUAACCACUGUAUGUUCUAUAAUACAAGAGAUUGGUAUGCUAAUCAUAUAUAGACUUUAUUCAGAUUUUGCCAGUUUUUACAUGUACCCUGUGUUUUCUAUGUAGUUCUAUUAAGAUUUAACGUUAGGUUACAAAACUGAAAAGGAAUCUGGGGUCUGUAUGGCAUCAGGAUUAUGCAGGAUUAGGCAUCAGGAUUUAAUCUCAAGAAGUUUCCUCUUGUUAAAAAUACUCUCCUUCUGCAACCAUUGAAUAUUAAUCUUUUGAAAGUAUAGAUCAUUGAGUAAUCUGGGCAACAGGGUUAAACACAUGUGAGAAGUGUUCCUAAAGUUUAUAGACUUAAUAUGUGUCUAAGUGUUAAGGUAUAUAAGGUAUGUAUGUGUUUCAUAUGCAUAAUGGAACUUAAUGUAAUUUUGAAAAGGAAGUAGGUAUCCUUUCCUUAGUGCUUGUUACAUCAGGUCCAUGUUCAAUGUUUAUAAAACCAGAAUAACAGUUUAAAUGAAUGCCCACAUAGCUAAUGUCUAACCAUUCAAAAACUACAGAUCAAAAUAAAGUGCUAACAAACGAUUCCAUGCAUGAAGAGCUCUAGGCCCUACUCCAUAUCAUUCCCUUUCUUUUCUCACCUAAAUUUCAUCCCAUGCCAUGGAGUGCCCUGGUAUAAGUAUGUAAACUCUUGUCCAAACCUUCUGUAAACAGCUGCCCAGCAAGAUAGGGGCCAUAAAAGAGGCCCACACAUGUACACUAGAUGCCACUUAGGGCUUGUUGGGCUGUAGAUUCAGAAAUCUGAUAUAUACAGGUAGGAAUCUGGGCCUUCAGAGACUUCUGACAGUAUGAAGAGGAGGGUUGCAGCUGGAACAGGGCCUGAAUGGAGCUAGAGUGGGGUUUUUUAUUGGCAAUGUAAAGGUCAUAUAUUACUUAUUAUAAUAUAAAAGUUAUAUUACAGUCUAAUAAUCCUAAAGUACACAUUGCCGCAGUCUGGCUGGGUACAAUUCAGGAGCCACUUAUCAAGCAGAAAUGAACUUUAUUUUUAGAACACACAUGCCACACCACACAAGGUCUUCAGGAAUUCCCUCAGAGCCCAACUGCCACCACCGGCUUCCCACAAGCCUCUCAACCCCCCCACUCCUCCUGCUCUUGAGGCCGAUUGGCUGGGUCUCGUGGGCGGAGCCAAAAAAAGUCCCCCAAUGAGCAGCUCCAUGGUCUGAAAGGGCAGGGAAACAGCCCAAUGAGCAUCACCGUAGAGGAGCCAAUCAGCUGGCAGCUGGAAGUUUGCUGGGGCCGCUGUGAGCCAAUCAUCAGCUGGCAGCUGGAAGUUUGCUGGGGCCCCGUCGGCUGUGGCUCUCAACAUCUCCCCCUCUCUGUUUAAACAACAAGCAUGUGGCUUAGGGACUGUGCCUGCCUUAGGUUGUCCAAUACUACAUAUGGUCCUUACCCGUCAUCGGAUGAGCUGACCUCAAGGUGUCAGCCUCCUGUCUUAGGUUGGUACCAUUGCAAUUGGAUCUUACCCGUCAUUGACUACCGGUCCAGCAUACAGCCACACCUGUGGAUAGGUCUUUGUACCAGCGGGAGGGGGUGGGGUGAGGUUCUUUGCCUCACCUCUGUUGGCCCCCAAAUUUUAGCUGAAUGACCAUCACAAGCAGAAGGGAGGAAGAUACACCAAGCCAAUUGAUGGCUCCUUUUGGAAAAAUUAUACCACUGAUGACGCCAUCAGCAAAAAUACCCCAACACUACCACAAGUCGCUGCACCAACAGAUGGUUCACAAUGCAUACAAGUGAGUUCACAAUGCAUACAAGUGAUACAUAAUCCAGGCAAGUUCUGCAAGCAGUUCAGUGAUAGCUAUUGCAGAAGCUGUAGAUUGGUUUUAUCUUUGUCUUCACCGGCACUGGGAUGAAGAUAGGAAUUCUGGCAAUAAUGGCUAAAGAAAAAAUUAUGUAACAUUCCAGAAGGCACUAAAAGAAAACAAUUUUCUGAACAAUUUACAUUAUCUUGAACAGAAUUAUUAAAUAUAAUGAAAAGGAAAGGUGAAAGUAAACAGAUCUGUUAACCUCCUUUUUUGUUCACAUAUUAAACAAUCCUCAACAGCUGUUUACCCAAUUUAAAUUAAACCAUUUAAAUCACAUGAAUAAAAAAAAAAUUUUGGAUCCAUUUUUUCAUGAGCGCUCAUCAUGUAUGAUAUAUGGACAUACGUACAUACAAACAUACAACACAAAACACAAGUGUGCACACAUAAUAUAAUACAUACAACACAUAACAUAAUAGUAAAGGCCUUAUAACUUUUUACAGGUGAAAUCUCCAUUGCAAUGUUUAAAAACUCUAUAGUCAAAAAAUAGAACUGAUCAGCAAAACAUUAACCUAGGUCUGUAUGAGCUCAAAAAACAAAAUAGAACUUCAUGAUGUGGAAAAGGGCAAUAAUAAAAUAGAUAUUGAAAAAAGCAUCCUGGUUCUGUUGUAGAUGUAAGGAUAGCCAAACUGGAGUUCUGGAUAUAAGCUGUUAUGGAUUUGAGCCAAAUCAUCUUCUUUUUGGUCUGUAGAAAUCGCUUUUCUGGAAUCCAUAUCAGCUGCUGUUCUCCCUGUGGAAACACGCAAACAGACCCCUGACUCCAGACAAUCACUGGGUCAGGACCUUAGUUAAUCUCUCUGGAAUCCAAAUCGGCUGCUGUUCUCCCUGUGGAAACACACAAACAGACCCCCGACUCCAGAAAAUUAUUGGGUCAGGACCUUUCCAUUGUCCUGUUAGAAUAUCCUUCCAAAGUACCUUGGGCUUAUGUACAUUUUUUGGACACAUGCCUUUCCGCAGCACUAAGCCCUGAUGAAUCCAAAUUUAAAAAGUUUAGAGUAAAAAGCGUUAUUUUAAGUUUAUCUUUGGGGAAUAUAUACCCCUUCCCAAUUCCUUCUUUUUGCUUUAAUAAGUACAUUUUAAUAGUUUGAUGAGCUCUUUCAACUGUGCCUUGUCCCUGUAGAUUGUAUGGGAUUCCUGUUAUAUGAGUAAUGCCAAAUGAUGAGCAAAAUUGUUUAAAAGAGGUAGAUAAUGCCAGGGGCAUUAUCUGUUUUUAACUGUUUUGAAAUGCCCACAGUGGCAACAUUUUGUAAGCUAUAAUAUCUUUAUUUUUUUCUCCGGCAUGAAGGGAACCCAUCAAAAAUCCGGAAGAAGUAUCAACUGUAACAUGCAAAUAUUUUAAUUUUCCAAAUUCUGGCAAGUGUGUGACAUCCAUCUGCCAAAUAUGGUUAGGUAUCAGUCCUCUAGGGUUGACUCCUCUAGAAUUAACUUGUGGUAAAAAGGUCACAAAAUUUUGACAUUGUUUUAUUAUUUGUCUAGCUUGUUUCUUAGUUAUUUUAAAAUGCUUUUGUAAAGUAUUAGCAUUGACAUGGAACUUUUUAUGAAAAUUUGUAGCUUCUUCUAGUGUAGAGAAAAUAUGUAUGUCAUGUGUAGUUUUAUCUGCUAAAUCCUUGCCCAAACUAAGGGCUCCAGGCAAUCCUGUAUGUGCCCUGAUAUGUCCUAUAAAGAAUGGAUCUUUUCUGUCCCAGAUUAGACUUUGUAUAGUGGAAAGCAAAGAGAAAACAGUAGAGGAAGGGCAAAUCCUACCAGCACCUUCAAGGAAUACUAUAGCAUUAACUAUAUACUGACUAUCGGAAAAUAAAUUAAAUACAGAAUCUUUAAAUAUCACAAAAGCUUGUUAAAUACUGCAUUAAGUUCUACCUUUUGAGCUGAUUGUUUGGGUACUAAAAAUGUAAAAGUUUGAUCAGGUGUAACUAUUGCUGCUGUACCAUUAUUUGACCCAUCAGUGAAUAUAUUUGGAGCAUUCAUGAUACGCGUUUUUCUUGUAAUUUUUAGAAAAAAUACAGGAUGCAAUGACCAAAAAUACAAUAAAGGAUUAGAUGGUAAGUGGUUAUCAAAUCACAAAAACUAGUCUUCUGUCUUCUGAAACUAGAAAAAGAACAAAUUAAAUCCAGUAUAACGGGAAAGAAAAGUAACAUUGAAAGAAAAGCAAUAAAACCAAGAAAUGAUUCUUUGAAAAACAUCAAAUCACUUGAUAAAUUUCUAGCCUAGUUAACUAAUUUUAAAGAGAAGAGGCCAAUUGCUAAUAUCUGAAAUCGAAAGAGAGGCCAUCCCAUGGACAUUCAGAGGAUUAUAAAGGAAUAUCAUGGUCAGCUUUGCCCAUAAAUUGAAUAACCUAGCUGAAAUGGACCAAUUCCUUUAAAAAGUUGUAUUCUAACAAAUUCAUGAAGGGAUAAACUUUGUGAGAGGAUACAUUUAAAAAUUAAGCAUAUUGAAGAAAGUGAGUCAAUACUUAACAACCUCUCGGCACUGACAGUACUAAGACUGGAUGGGUCCAAUGGUAAAGUAUACCAAACAUGUAAGAUAGAAAUGCUACCAAUCUUAACAGCUUUUUACAGCAUUUAACAACAGAUGGGAUGUUUCCUAACCCAAUACAUGUGGCCAGCAUUACACUAAUAGCCAAACCAUAUAUGAAAGGAAAGGGGAACUACAGACCAAUAUUGGUCACAAAUGUAGAUGCAGAAGUUCUCAUCAAAAUAUUGAUUAAUCAAAUUCAACAAUAUAUAAAAAGAAUUGUAUACCAUGACCAGUGAGGCAGGUUCAACAUUCAGUGAUCAAUGUAACUUAUAUCAGUGGGCCAAAGAUGAACUGUGAUCACAAUCAAUAGUUAGAGAAAAAGCAUCUCAUAAAAUCCAAUAUCCAUUCAUGUUAAAACAUCUCAGUAAACUAGGAAUAGAAGAAACUUCAUCAGUGUGGUAAAUAAUUACUUCAAAGGGCCCUACAGCUAACCUUAUAUUUAAUGUCUUAAAUAUAGGUGCUUUCUGGUUAAGAUCAGGAACAAGGUAAGGAUGCCCACUCUCGCUACUGUUUUUCAGCAUCCUUCUGAAAGGUGUGGUGAAUAGAAAUAGAUAGGUAAAGGAAAAAAAAAGAUACAGAGAUUUUGAAGGAGGGAUGAGUAGACGGAGAGGUGUAUUUUUAGGGCUUUGAAAAUAUUCUGUAGGAUACUUACAACGGUGGUUAUACAUCAGUUUACAUUUAUUAAAACCUAUAGAACCUAAUCCACAGAGAAUUAACCAAAUGUAAGUCAUGGAUGUUAAUUAAUAGUUAUAUUAGCUAACAUCUUUUCUCACCCUAAAAUGUAGUAUCAGUAUGGGCUCAUCAAUUGUAACAAAUAUACUAUACUUAUGCAGAUGUUAAUAAUAGUUGCAGUUGUGGGGAGGGAUGAAGGAUUAUAUGGGAUUUCUCUAUUUUUUGCUCAAUGUUUCUAGCAUCCUAAAACUGCUCUAAAAAAUGAUGUGUCUUAAAUAAAUAAAUAACCAAGCAAAUCUGCUUAUGUAUAGCAAUAUAAUAUAGAUGGAAUCUAUAUAAAGAUGCUUACAUAUUUUGCAAUAUAAAAACAAACAUUGCUAGUUUUUCCCUGUAGUGUGGUGAGAGGCAUGAGUAAGGGAACACAGUCUCAGAAUUCUCAGGUUGACAACCACUAAGCCUAUUUCCAAUUAUACCCCUUUGUUUUUCUAAGCCUUACGGUUUUUUGAGAAUUAUAUUUUGAGAAGUAUUUUAAGUUCCACACCUCCCUUCAGAGCAUCUUUUUUAUAUUAAGUCUUUUGUCAGUCUGUUUAGACACUGAAACUACAGUCACCAUAUUUAAAUUGUAUUAGCUGGCCUGAAAUUAUGGCCCAAUGUUAUCAGUUCAUUUUGACAUCUGAAUCUGAGAUAACCUUGAAUAGCCAAGUCAUAAGUUUCCCUCCAUACUCUGCCCUCACAGUAACAUCCCAUAGCCAGACAACUGUUUUUAUCAAGGGGCCCAGUUUCUGUUAAUCCCUCAGUAGAAAUUUUACUUCCUUGCCAACCCACAGUUAUUCAUACAAACCCAUGAUAUCCCACAGCAGCUAAGGGCCAGUGUACCCUUUGACAUUACAAAGAAAAUACUUUAUUUUAUACUCCUUCUUUAUUCUGUUCCAAAGUGGGACCCUUGUGUGUAUCUUCAUGGCAUGUUGUAUCUUCCUCAGGCUGGUUUAAGAGUAUGUGUAACUAAUAAACUCCAUUGGAUCUUA
Marmota monax (woodchuck) is the source of this 9422-nucleotide messenger RNA. RefSeq names its product zinc finger protein 33B. Gene Ontology annotation, molecular function: DNA-binding transcription repressor activity, RNA polymerase II-specific. The transcript is spliced from 5 exons. The record is from RefSeq and is a predicted model, not a curated record. Bases 529 to 2847 code for a protein of 772 amino acids. Gene Ontology annotation, biological process: negative regulation of transcription by RNA polymerase II. NCBI's taxonomy places the organism in Eukaryota, Metazoa, Chordata, Mammalia, Rodentia, Sciuridae.